CUGUACUUUUUGCAGCUGUGUGAACUGUGGAUUAGCACUCAAGAACUGUAUAGUCCUUUAUUUUUGUUGAUUUUUGCAUAAAAAGUGAACUAUAUAACGACACUUGAAGAAAUGGCUGCUGCAAAGAUUAACGUUGGGACCCGUGAUAGUACGUUGGCAUUAAUUCAAACGAAUUUUAUUGUCUCAAAACUAAAAGAGAAAAAUCCUGAACUGRCAAUGGAGCUUGUUUCCAUGAAAACCAUUGGCGACCAAGUACUGGACAAAGCUUUACCAAAGAUAGGAGAAUCAAAUCUGUUUACUAAAGAGUUAGAACAUGCAUUGGCUCAAAGAAAGGUUCAUUUCAUUGUUCACUCAUUAAAAGACCUUCCAUCAACACUCCCACCAAACAUGGCCAUUGGUGCAAUCUACAGGAGAGAAUCUCCACGUGAUGCCGUCCUUCUUCAUCCAAAACACAAAGGAUUGACCAUUGGAGAAUUGCCAGCAGGAAGUGUUAUUGGCACAAGCUCACUUCGCCGUAUUGCUCAGCUACUAAGAAAGUACCCUCAUCUAAAAUUCCAAGAUAUUAGGGGAAAUUUAAACACCAGACUAAAAAAGCUUGAAGAAAGUGGUAUAUAUGAUGCUAUAAUACUUGCAAAAGCUGGUCUAGAUAGGAUGAACUGGCAGGAUAAAACUGACCAGGUUCUUUUAGAAGAUGACUGCCUUUAUGCUGUUGGCCAGGGUGCYUUAGCAGUAGAGGUUAAUAUUGAUGACAAAAUGACWACUGACUUGAUUGCUCAACUCACUGACUUUGAGACUAUGUUGUGUUGUGCUGCAGAAAGAGCAUUUCUUAAGACUUUGCAAGGAGGAUGUAGUGUCCCUGUUGGUGUACAUACAGAGUUUAGAGACAAUAAGUURUCAAUGACUGGAGCAGUGCUUAGCCUUGAUGGACAGGAGUGUAUAAAGAACACAAUAGUUCAAGAUAUUCCAAAAAUCAAUGAAGACCUGAAAGGCAAAGACUCUAUACUGGGAAUGUCAUCAAUUCUCAUUCCAGCAAACUUGCAUGAUGCAGUUMRACAGGGAGAAUUUGCAGGAGAGAAGCUAGGUCUAGAAUUGAUUAGCAAAGGUGCUGACAAAAUUCUAGAAAAAGCUAGGCUAGAUAAUGAAUCUGGUAAAUAAGGUCAGAAGCAAUCAUUUAUAUUUUUAUACAAUUAUUGUAUUUUCAUAAUUUUAAUUACUACACUCUCAGACUAUUGCAGCACUAAAAUUGGCAGUCAAGAAUAACUGAUAUCACAAAAAUGUAMAAUUUCCAUUCUGUACUCAAAACUAUGCCAAUAAAACUGGCAGUAAAGAAAUGAUGUUACAAUUAUAUAUAAUAAUGUUAGAAAUKACUUUAGCUAGCUAAUAAUUGAAACCUAUUAGUUUUGUAAUGAUAAUUAUGUUUUAACAUUAUUUAUUACAACAUUAGUGAAGGUAUAUAAUAUAGAAAUUAUAAUAAAGAAUUCUUCAUGAA
This is a messenger RNA of Exaiptasia diaphana, 1489 nucleotides long. Its product is annotated as porphobilinogen deaminase. Gene Ontology annotation, biological process: heme biosynthetic process. Bases 112 to 1155 code for a protein of 347 amino acids. Gene Ontology annotation, cellular component: cytoplasm. The record is from RefSeq and is a predicted model, not a curated record. The transcript has 12 exons. NCBI's taxonomy places the organism in Eukaryota, Metazoa, Cnidaria, Anthozoa, Actiniaria, Aiptasiidae. Gene Ontology annotation, molecular function: hydroxymethylbilane synthase activity.